AUGGCGCGAUGGCGGUGGUGGCGGGGUCCCCGCGCCCCCGCUGAGCUGAGCGCCGUGUCGCCCGCAGUUCCUCAUGGCCACCAACUCCCUCACGACGUGCUGCGACGCGCCAAGAGCUGCCUCAAGGCAGAGGAGGGCUGCGAGCCGGCCCUGCUGGGCGCCCGGCCGCGGGCCUGCGAGGCCAAGAUGUGCUUCCAGCCGGGGCAGCAGCUGCUGGAGGCCAAACCGCGGAUCUGGUCCCUGGCGCACACCGCCACCUCCCUCAACCAAGCCGAGUACCCCUCCUGCAUGCUCAAGCGCCAAGGGGCAGCCCCCGCCGUCGCCGUCUCCGCCCCGCUCGGUGUCAUCGACCGGCACCAGGACUCGCCGGUCACCAGCCUCAGGAACUGGGUGGACGGGGUGUUUCACGACCCCCUCUUCCGGCACAGUACUUUGAACCAAGCCUUGGGCAACACCACCGUUUCCUGGGCCACCACCAAAGGGGCCAUCCUGGAAACGGGAGCCUUGGGACGCUCGGUGGGUAACGGCGCCAACGUGCUCAAGGGGCAGCUCUCAAACUUAGCCCACCAGGACUCCAACAAAGAAUUUAUCGCAUUUCCCAAAUCAGGAAGCAAAAUGUUUUGUUCUUAACAGCCCACCGAGGGCAAAAGAACUUUCUUGAAGAGUCAGCUACACUGAAAAGAGACUGGCGAGAGUUUAAAUUUAAAUAUAAAACUUUUUUUUCUUUUU
This is a messenger RNA of Tinamus guttatus (white-throated tinamou), 729 nucleotides long. The record is from RefSeq and is a predicted model, not a curated record. NCBI's taxonomy places the organism in Eukaryota, Metazoa, Chordata, Aves, Tinamiformes, Tinamidae.